Daucus carota subsp. sativus is the source of this 982-nucleotide messenger RNA. RefSeq lists its product as uncharacterized. The coding region runs from base 98 to 877 and encodes 259 amino acids. The record is from RefSeq and is a predicted model, not a curated record. The transcript is spliced from 7 exons. Gene Ontology annotation, biological process: wobble position cytosine ribose methylation; wobble position uridine ribose methylation. Gene Ontology annotation, molecular function: RNA binding; RNA methyltransferase activity. NCBI's taxonomy places the organism in Eukaryota, Viridiplantae, Streptophyta, Magnoliopsida, Apiales, Apiaceae.
AUUUUUUUUUCCAAUAAAUUUUGACUCUGAUUGCAGACAAUUUCUUUCACCAGAAUACUGAAAACAGAUAAAGAACAGAGAGAAACUGAAUUGAAAAAUGGAGGCCUCGGUGGGUUUUAAAACCCUAACUCUGAACUUCAUUACUAAAAAACCAAAUAAUUUCGCCCCAUUUCCCUCAAUGUUCCGCCCAUUAUAUUCAACUACCAAAAACACCAACAGAUUCUAUAAAUUCUCACUCUCCCGUUGCUGCGUUUCUGAAACUGGGCGUGAUAAUUGUUUGCCAACUGGAGUUGGUGAAGCCGUAAAGCAAGUAUCAGCUGAGAAGAUUCUUCAGGUUGUUUUGGUUUCUCCACAGAUUCCUGGAAACACUGGAUGCAUUGCCAGAACUUGUGCAGCAUCAGCUGUUGGGUUACACCUGGUUGAGCCUUUAGGUUUUCAAGUGGACGACACAAAAUUAAAACGUGCUGGGUUGGAUUAUUGGCCAUAUGUUGUUGUAAAAGUGCAUAGCUCCUGGGAAGAGUUUAGAGAAUAUUUUAGGCAACAGAAAGGAGAAAAACGACUUCUUGCGUUUACAAAGAGAGGAACGAACAUACAUUCAGACUUUUCAUACAGAAGAGGUGAUUGGCUUGUAUUUGGUGCAGAAACUUUUGGACUCCCAGCUGAAGCAUUGCUUGAUUGUAAAAAUGAACCUCUUGGCGGUGGCACAAUCCGUAUACCAAUGGUAGAAACUUAUGUUAGAUGCCUUAAUCUGUCGGUAAGUGUUGGGAUCUCUUUGUAUGAAGCUUGCAGACAACUUGACUACGAGCAGCUACAAAAUCCAACAGAAAUUUCUAAUGAUAAACAGAAAUCAUUUGUAAGUGAAGAUGUAUUUGCUUAAUUUUUUAAUAUUCUUUUUGAUAAUUUGUAUUUGCUUAAAUUACUUGUACCAAUGUGUAUAAAUACCUCAGAGACAUUAAACCCGAAAUUAAAAUUUUUAGCUAUA